AUGUACAUGCGAACGGCAUUCGCAAGGAUAACGAGCGCUCGCCGGGCUGCCGCUGGGGCUGCUCGGGCGGCGAUCGCCACGGCUCCUCCUCUCGCGAGGCCACCGCCAUCGCCGUCAGACCGCUGCCUCACAGCAGCCGCCGGACUUCUUCUAGGUGGCUUCGCUGCGGUGGCGAUUGAUCAGCAAACCAGCGCACUUGCGGACGAGGAUCCUGGGGCAACUCCUCCUCCAGGCACCACCGUCCGCGGAGAGAUGACCAAGAAGUGGUUUUUCUUCAAGGGAAAGCCGAGCACUGCCGAGGGAGUGGAACACCUGCGCAUCUUCGGCGGUAGCGUCUAUCCCGAGCUCAGCCAGGACGUGUGCAAGCUCCUCGGCAUCGCGGAGGGGAAGAUAAACCUGGGAAGGUACGCUGAUGGGGAGUGCAGCGUGACCAUCGGAGAGACUGUCGUAGGAAAGGACGUGUUCAUCGUCAGCCCGACCCACUCGAACGACAGCCUGGUCGAGAUGCUGCUAACGAUAGCGGCAGCCCGAAGGUCGUCUGCCGAGCGCAUCACGGCCGUGAUUCCGUUCUACGGCUACUCGCGACAGGAUCGGCGCUUUCGGAGAGAGCCCAUCGCCGCCGCCGACGUGGCGCACAUGCUGGAGGCGGCGGGAGUAGACCGCGUCAUCACCAUCGACCUUCACAGUGGACAAGUACAGGGAUUUUUCAAGCCCACCACCCCAGUGGACCACCUAACGCCAAUGGGGGUGGCAGCGGCGUACCUUGGGGAGCUCGUGACGGAGGAGCUCAAGGCCAUGGCCAUCGAAGACCGGGAAGGGAAAGGAGGAGCGGCCGGGACAGGUGGUGGCGCUGUGGCGAAACGAUUAAGCCAGGCGAGGCCAGAGGAGCCAACGAGGAUCGUCGUCGUUGCUCCGCAGGAGGGCCAGGUGGGAAGGGCGAACGCGUUCAAGAGCCGGAUAGAGCAGUACGUGGAAACUGAGACUAACCCGAUAGGACUGGCGUUCAUCGCCCGCAGCAGCACCAAGAAGGAGGACGAGGAAGAGGAGGUGCACAAGCACUGCAUCGGGGAUGUCAAAGGGAACGAUUGGCCAUCGGUAACCGGUCCUGUGGGAACAAUGCUCCGUCCUCUCGAGGACGCGUGGUCAAUGGUCUAACCGCUAAGGCAUGCAAAACAUAAGAGUACGCC
This is a messenger RNA of Ectocarpus siliculosus, 1187 nucleotides long. The record is from the annotation of a GenBank genome assembly. Lineage: Eukaryota; Phaeophyceae; Ectocarpales; Ectocarpaceae.